Molecule: messenger RNA, 1041 nt
Organism: Eimeria necatrix
Lineage: Eukaryota; Apicomplexa; Conoidasida; Eucoccidiorida; Eimeriidae
Product: citrate synthase, putative
Exons: 6
Coding region: 1-1041 (346 amino acids)
Biological process (GO): carbohydrate metabolic process; tricarboxylic acid cycle
Cellular component (GO): mitochondrial matrix
Molecular function (GO): 2-methylcitrate synthase activity
Source: RefSeq, a predicted model, not a curated record
AUGUUGUCGCAUGCUUUUUCUGCGACUGCCCUUAGAACGGGCCCCAGGAACCUGAAGCGCAACGUUACGAGUUCUGUGAUAACGUGCCAGGAGAAUGAGUCUCCCGGAAAGAUCCUCAAAAGCACUUCUUCUGGUGGCCUAGCUGGUGUUGUUGCUGGAGAGUCAUCAAUCUGCACCGUGGCACUAGGAAGCGGCCUGAACUACCGUGGAUACAAUGUGGUGGACUUGGCACGAGAAGCGACCUUCGAAGAAGUUGUUCACUUGCUGUUGCUGAAAGAAUUGCCAACACAGCAACAGCUGUCGGACCUCAAGCAGAAGCUUUACAAGGCAAGGCAGCUGCCUGUGCAACUCCUUACUGUUCUCAAGCAAAUUCCAAAGGAUGCGCAUGCUAUGGAUGUGUUGAGGACAGCUUGUUCUGUCCUGGGGAGUUUGGAGCCAGAAAGGAAUCCUACUCAGCAACAAGUUGACAUCGCCCUUCGCCUUAUUGGAUGUUUACCCGGAGCUCUGAGCUAUUGGUUUCACUACACCAAUUCGGGAAAGGAAAUAUCGCUUCAGUCGGAUCCGGAGGACUCGGUGGCUACGAAUUUUUUAAAGCUCUUGCAUGGGGACCCCUCUUUCAAGCUAGAGGAAGCGUUUUCUCGUCGUGAGCUGAUUAUGGGUUUCGGACACCGCAUGUACAAGAGCGGUGACCCAAGAGCCCCCUUGAUGCGAGGCCUCGCCGAGGCCCUUGCUGCCGCGAAGUUGCCGGAGUCAGAUCCCCAAAUGGUACAGAUCGGGGCGUUUGUCGAGGAAGAGAUGCUAAGGAGGAAGAACAUGCAUCCCAACGUUGACUUUUCUGCAGCCAUUGCCUACAAGCAGUGCGGAGUGCCCGCACUGUUCUUCACGCCGUUGUUUGCCAUUGCAAGGACCGCUGGGUGGGCUGCCCACGUGAUCGAGCAGCGCGAAGUCAACAAACUGAUUCGGCCAACUUCUAUCUAUACAGGGCCCCGCCCACGGCCUUUUGUACCCAUUGACCGCAGGGGUAUUUCAGCCAAGCUUUAG